This is a messenger RNA of Vollenhovia emeryi, 2923 nucleotides long. Its product is annotated as thyrotropin-releasing hormone receptor-like. Gene Ontology annotation, molecular function: G protein-coupled receptor activity. NCBI's taxonomy places the organism in Eukaryota, Metazoa, Arthropoda, Insecta, Hymenoptera, Formicidae. The record is from RefSeq and is a predicted model, not a curated record. Gene Ontology annotation, biological process: G protein-coupled receptor signaling pathway. Bases 1722 to 2843 code for a protein of 373 amino acids. The transcript has 5 exons. Gene Ontology annotation, cellular component: plasma membrane.
UCAUUCUGUAUUAAAACAUUGGAAGGUUAAUGUCGACUAAAACGCUUGAUUAUUGUAAAAUACGUAGGUCACAGUUUCUCCUAAAGAUUUUUCAUUAUUUGUCAUAUUUAUUUGAGAUUAAUUAUUACUGAAAAUAAUGAAAAUAUGAUCAUCUUGAUCAUAUGGAAAGUACAUUUUACCGAAAAAGAUAUUUUAUAUUUGUAAACAUACAUAUUUAUUACUUCUCGGCAAAUUAAAUAUAUUCUCUUUACAGAAGAGAAUGAAUCUCAUCGUGCGCUACAUGUUUCUUUGCAUUCACGAAAAUGUAUUUCUACAUUGCACGGAUGCUCAAACGGAGUUUGAUACACGACAUGUCAAAGGAUAUCACGCACAACGUGCACUUAAUCUUACUUUCUUUCACAAGAAAGGUACAACUCAUUUCUUUGAACGUUGCGUUUCAAUUCAAGCGACAUGUCAAUAGUACUGUAAUUCAAUCUUUCCAACUUCAUUGAAAUUUAAAAGCUGCAAACCUACGACUCUGUCUAUCAUAUAUUAUUAUAUAACAAUUACGAUCGCUUUACAAUUAUUACUUAUAGGUUGCAUUAAUAUGCGAUGCAGCGUGAUAAAAAUUAAUGUUUAUUGUUAUUUUUAUAUUUUCAUAACAAAAAAUUCUCGCGAGUGAAAAAUCUUUAGGAGAAUAUUUUAUGUAUAACAUAUUUUACGUAUAACAAGUUUAAAAAAUUCUUUUUUUUUAAAUAUAAACUUUAAUAUUCUCGCAACAUAGUUUGCAGAAAUGCCAAAAAUUAAUGGAAAAAUACUAAUGGAUAAAUCGCGAAAAUAUGUAUCUCUCCGUCGCGACACGGCAAAUUGACGUGCGUCGCGAAGAGGCGGGAAUUUGUACAUUACUUUGAUGCGCAGAAGCCAGAAUACUGGAUGCACCGAGCUUUAUCAGGAAUGGAUGCGUCGGGGCAUCCAGCAGAAAUAGCUGAGACCUCAGUCGAAUAUAUUCCCCGAAAGUGUUACGUUAGUAAACUAAAAAACCGAGUGUACCAAGUACCAAAUCCACAUUACUCUCAUUAAGUGCGCUCGUGGCUUCCCCUCUGAAAAUAAAAUAAAAUUUAAAAAAAGCAAAACGUGUCGCUGCUGCUAAUGUGAUUGAUACUGAUGUGCCGGAUCUACCGAGACUUAAUCAAUCUGUUUGUAACAUUUGUUGAUAAGUCGCGCUAUUAAAAUCAAGUGUUGCGCGAUUGUCUUAUAUGAGAAACUCGUUAAAUAAUAUUAACGAGCCGUUGACGAAAAGAUCGUGUCUCGCACCGGCACUGCACAUCCGCCGUGCAAACUAAAAGUGUUAAGAGGGCUCGUCAUGUAUCUACAAAACGUUAAGAUCGUUGAUGUGUGAGAUGUAUGUGAAUUUGGAACACUCGAGUGUCGGAAGAUCGCGGUUAAAAGGAGCUCUCGGCACCGUGUCACAAAAUCGUCUAUGCAAUCUGGAUGUCAGUCCAAUAAAUGGCUUGCGUCUGCAUAAGUAAAACCUAACAUGUUGCUCCGUUUGAAACUCAAUAAACAGAGACUGCAUCUCGCGAUAAGAAUGCAAAGUGACUGUGCUCAAUCAAGUGACGAUACAAUAACUGAGAAAUGUUAUCGUACAUGACGCAAGCUGUUAUGCUGUCUAUGCCAGGCACGAUUAUACUGCCUUCCGCUUUUCUUCUCAUUGACGACAGCUUUAAGGUCAACACGUGAAGAUGAUCGAGAAUAGUAGCAACAUUACAACGAUAUACAGACUUCGUGACGACUUCUUACAGGACAUUCAAUGGUAUUUUACGCCGAUAAUUGUGUUUCUGGGCCUGCUGGGUAACUGUUUGUCCAUGUGUGUAUUCUUCGGCACGAAGCUACGUUAUUCGUCAUCCAGCAUUUACUUGGGUGCGCUGGCAAUAAGCGACAGCGGCUUCCUGGUGGCAGUUUUCGUGCCCUGGUUAAGAAUAUUGCAGGUGGAUCUGUUCAAUCGACACGGCUUCUGCCAGUUCUUCAUUUAUCUCGGCUACAUCUGUAGCUUCCUCAGCGUGUGGCUCGUAGUAGCCUUCACCGUUGAGCGAUACGUGGCGGUCAAGUGGCCGCUUCGUCGGCAGGUCUGGUGCACGGUGGCCCGAGCGAAGAUGACAGUGACGGGACUAACAGUAUUAGCGAGUCUGCUGACCAGCCCGGUGCUCGUGUUUUCCACAAACACUGGAAACUCGACCGGCUGUGGCUUAGACAUGAACUGGAAGUCCUGGGCAAAAGCCUACAACACCCUCGAUGUUGUCAUGACGUUCGCCAUGCCUCUUACCAUGAUAGUGAUCUUCAAUACACUGAUAGCGCGCAACAUCUACAGGCUCAACCACGUCCGAAGAACUCUGACUAUUGAAUCCGAUGUUUCCAACGAUAGGGCUCAUACUCCGAGGGACAGAAUGCCGCAGACUAAAGUCACGAAAAUGCUUCUGAUCGUCUCGAGCGCGUUCUUCUGCCUCAAUAUGCCUGCAUUCGUUUUCAGGGUGAUCGCAUUCCUCUAUGAAAAUAGUAAACCACCGAUAUGGUUCAUGUCGGCGCAACAAAUGUGCCAAUUAUUAUUCGAAACGAGUUUCGGAAUAAACUUCAUUCUUUACUGCGUGAGCGGGCAGAAUUUUCGCAGAGAGAUGGUUAGCAUGUGUACGAAGCGCUCAAGUACUGGGAGAAGUGGCACUCUCAUACAGAUGGCGAGUCAUGGAAAACAGUGUGUUUCAGAAUUCACGCGCAGGUACAGCUCAACGAAACGGCCGCACCUUGUCGACAAAGAGCAACAGAAAGACUCUCAGGAGACGCAAAAGCUCCCAAUAAAUAAAGAAUUAUGAUACAGUAACUCAUCACUUUCAAAUGACUGAUUGUGAGUAAAUACGUGUUAGCAGACAAUCAGAGAACGAUGUGUAAUGUA